This is a messenger RNA of Uloborus diversus, 4056 nucleotides long. RefSeq names its product A-kinase anchor protein 13-like. The record is from RefSeq and is a predicted model, not a curated record. NCBI's taxonomy places the organism in Eukaryota, Metazoa, Arthropoda, Arachnida, Araneae, Uloboridae. Gene Ontology annotation, molecular function: guanyl-nucleotide exchange factor activity. Gene Ontology annotation, biological process: regulation of Rho protein signal transduction. The transcript has 38 exons.
AUGGAUUUAAGAAGCAGGGUGUCAUCAUCUGAAUCAGAUGGUGAAGCUGUAGAUUCAAGUGUGAAGAUCUUAAUAAAUGAUGUUACACCUUGUGAUUCAAGAGAAUUUCUUCACCUUGCUGGAUUGAGAAGUCAACUUGCUUCUCAAAAUGAUAUUUCCGGAAUUGCUCAAAAGCAAACUGCCAAAGAUCAUCAGAAUCGAAGAGCGUCUUGGGCUCACACAAAAAGAUCAGAUAUUCCCCUUAGACUUCACAGAAGUUGGAGUCUGGGAAAUUUAGCAUCUCAUUUGGGACAAAUGUGCUAUGGUCCAAGCAUUGGUCUUUCAUUUCAUAACAGAUUUUCAACCACCAAAGAGGGAAGUUCAGACAGCAUUCCAGAAGGCAUGAGAGAAAAACAGAGAAGUUUUUCUGCUGGAAGCAGAGAAGAUGUUUUUAUGUUUUGCAACCAGCUGCAAGAUUCUGCCCAAAGUAUGAGUGACAUCAUCACUAAUGAUGUCAGUCAAACAUUGAGUGCGAACAUCUCUGAGCCAAAAUCUGUAAAGAAGCAUUCCCUAAUAUCAUUUGGCAAUAAGAACUCUCGAAAGGAAGAAUGGUUAAUAGCUCCUCGUUCUACUCUUCAAAAAUCCAUUUCUACGCCAUCCAUUGUUGCAGCACAGGAGAUUCAGGAAAUUGCACACAGAAGAGAUGGACGUGAUAGUUCAUAUGGAAGAAAUCGGUAUUUAGCACAAAAUAUUCGAAACUCUUGUAUUGAAAUAAUGCAUGAAGAAGAUGAGCCUGAGGAAAUGAAUAUUAAGAGAUUAAGCAACUUUUCAUUAACUAAUCUUCUUAGAGAAAAUCUCUUAAAGACAGGUGCUCAAGAUGGAGAAGAUGAUAAAAGUUUCAGUAAAAGAAAGAAACGAGGAAGCUUAUUUUUCAGGAAAAAGAAAAACAAAGAUAAAGACAAGGACAACAAAAAAUCAUCUCACCAAUUUGUUUCUAUCUGCUUCAGUACUGCAGCUACUUGUAGCGUCUGUAGCAGAGCUUUAGCAAAUAAAUCAGCUUUAAAAUGUGAAAAUUGCUGUAUUGCAGUUCAUGAUAGCUCUUGUAAAGAUCAUGUACCUCCCUGUGUGCCACAAAAGGUAAAUACCAAUCCAUCUGCUGAAAAAGAUGUAAAUGCUUCAUUACUUACAUCAACAGGAAGUAUCCGUUACCCUUCACGCUACAGGCAACUUCUAGGAGCUCCAACUUUAACUCAUAGUCAAAGUUCCAUAAAUUUAGGUAAGCAUUCUCAGUUGAGUAAAGAAAAGAGGUCCUCUUUAACUGAUAUCAACCGUGUGAUUGUUUCUUCAAAUCCAGACCCUGUAAAAUCGUCCCCUACAUCAAGCAAGGUGAUUUGUGAAGAAAAAGAAAUUGUGGCUGUUGAUGAAAACUCCACUAACAUGGUUGAAACUAACUCUGCAUCUAUAGAAUCAUUAGAUGAAACUAGCCAAGGAACAAGUGAUGUAGAAGAUGAUGCUAUGUUGCAAUUACUUGAUGAGGAACCAGAAUCUUGGAAUGGGACUGUAGAUAAAAAGGUUUUGAAGAAGUUGAAAGAAAAGGAUGUGAAAAGACAAGAAGCAAUUUAUGAGCUUAUUUUAACCGAAAAACAUCACUGCCUAACUCUGAAAAUUAUGCAGAGGGUUUUUGCCAAGGGAAUGAUACAAGAACUUAAUGUUAGCAAAGACAUGGUUCAAAGGAUUUUCCCUUGCUUAGAUGAGUUGCUUAGAAUUCACUUAAAUUUUUUGCAAAGGUUACGAGAGCGUCAAAAAACUGAAGCUGUUGUAUCACACAUUGGAGAUAUUAUUGCACAACAGUUUGAAGGCCAAAAUGCAGAAGAAUUGGUUUCUUGUUAUUCUCAAUUUUGUAGUCAGCAUACAGAUGCUCUUUCAUUGUAUAAAGACAUUUUGAAGUCAGAUCGAAAAUUUCAGUCAUUUGUUAAGAAAUGUGGAUCCAAGGCUUUUUGUAAAGCUCGAGGAAUUCCUGAAUGCAUUUUACUUGUGACUCAAAGGGUCACAAAAUAUCCUCUUCUCUUAGAUGCACUCAUUAAAACUACAAAAGACAACAAACAUGAAACUGAAAAACUGAAUAAAGCUUUAUCCAAUGUAAAGAAUAUAAUUGCUCAAGUAAAUUCUGCUGUUGCUGAGAAAGAAAGGGAAAUUAGACUUUUAGAAAUUUACAAUAGGAUAGAUGCCAAAUCGACAGCAUUUUACAAAAAGGAAAAAUUUAAGAAAUCAGACCUCUUAUCUGAUAAUCGAAAACUUCGAUUUGAGGGAACACUUGAGUGGAAGAGUGCAAGAGGAAAAGUUAUUGAUGUACAUGUGAUAAUUUUAUCUGAUGUCGUAGUCUUACUUCAAGAAAACAACCAAAAGUAUACUUUUGCAUCGCUUGAUAAUAAGGCAGCUGUAAUUUCUCUUCAAAAAUUGCUUGUUCGAGAAAAGGCCGGGCAAAAUAGCAGAGGCAUAUAUUUGAUAUCAUCAAAUCCUACUUAUCCUGAAAUGUAUGAAAUGUUGUGCUCAACACCCAAGGAUAAAAAACUUUGGUUGCAGGUUAUUAGAGAUUCUGUCACCAUGCUUCUUACAGAAGCUCGGGGUGAAAAUAUAUUAAAUGAAAGCACACAAAAUGCAAUGCAGGCUGAUGAUGAAAAAUCUCAAAAACUUGCAGAAUUGUGUGCAACCAUGCAAGAAAAAGAUAUGGAAAUAGCAAGUCUGUGUGAAGAAAAAAUAAAAGCAAUGUUAGAGUCUUUAACUUUACUUGGAUUUGAUAAGCAUAAAAUCUCAAAUGUUGAUUUCCAGCAGCUUUUGCAAAAAGAUGAAGAAGAGACGGAACAAGCUUUAAUGUCUGCAUUGAGUCAAGCUUGCAAUCUCACUAGUCGAGUGUAUUACUUUGAUACUAAUCCGUAUAUCAAUCCUGACGAUGUAUCUUCAUCUGUAAAUAUGUCUCCUGUUUUGCCAAAGCGUGCAGAAACAUUUGCUGGAUUUGAUAAUUCUGGAAAGGAUGCUACAGAUAAAGUAAAUGUUUUAAAGAAGAAACUUAUGCAAUUAAAAGAACUUGAUGGAGAUUGUCAUAAUGAGCGGGAACUUUCUUCAUCGGAUCCAAGCCUUCAUGUAAAGAACAAAGGAGAAACAGCUUCUAAUGUUAAAUUCAUUUCCAGACUUGGAAGCCCAGAAAGAGUUAGAAAUAGUCAUUCUACAAAGUGUUCUUCACAAGGAGGCUUCAACCGAAUUGAAGAAGUGGCUGAACUGAAUCAGCUUUUAGCAACUGUUAUGAGUUUGCUUCAACAUCAAAUAACGCUCUAUCGCAAAGAAUUUGGCAAAAAAAAGUACAGACCAGAUAACCAGCUUGAAGAACUGCGAAAUAUUCAAGAAAAAUUGAGUCAAGAACGUUUACAAUGGGAAAAUGAAAAAGCUAAAAAGGAAAAAGAGCUUGAGAACAAAAAAGCUGAAUUAAUAUUAAUGGAGGUAUGUAUUUUUUUAAAACAGUAAGUUAUAUAAAAUGUUUCAAAUCGACAGAACUCAUGCUGCCAUGAAAAUCAAGACAUGUCUCAGAACUGUUCAAGCCUAAGCCUGUGCAAACACCGUCGUUCCGCAUCUUUUGACUUUAGGACAUUGGGUACUUUGACCCAAGAAAUUGGUGGAAGGCAGUCUUGGAGUGGACCGGUAGAAGACACAUCUUUCAUUUGCCAUUCACGCUGUUACUCAUCUCAGAGCUCGUCUAAUAUUGGACAUGACGCCGGCGAUUCCUCAGUUACAAACAGCCAAAAUGACUCUGAACACAGCGAGCACUUCGAUUUCGGGUCUCCGGAAGCGAAGGAUCCCAACAGCCCGGGUAUUUUCUACGAAUCAUCAAAAAGUAUGAGCUCCAGUUUGACUGCCAACAUGAACUGCCCAGGCAGGGAAAUCCCCACAAAUCCCGUGGUGGUACAGAACAAGUGUUUGUGUCCUGUUUCAUUAGUUUCAAGUAGUCAUAGGUAUAAAGGGUGCACUUUGAAUGGCGGGGAAAGCAUUCAGAACAAUUACUGUGGGUGUAGAGAUUCUCUGUAA